AUCUCUCGUCCCCUGUGACAUUAAGAUCAAGUUCGAUAUCGGUGUUUACAUGGCGAGGGAGACUUACGUAGCUUUACGAGAGCGACUUUACGAGCCCAGUCAGCCACGGAUAAGGCUCAGACUCAGCCCAGUCCACGGAUAAGGCUCAGACUCAGCACAGUUCACGAUGCCAUUUCAAGUAGCCGGAUCUGCCGAGGUCCUGAGGGCAACACAAAAGGAUGACAGUUUCCUUGACUAUUUGAAGAGCUGCAUGUCAGAAAUUGUACAAAGAACACUUGGAACAAGAACAUGGCUUGAUGUCCACAAAAAUGCAGAAGUCAUCAGUGAGUUUGUGUACUACGGGCUCACCACCCUGUGCCUCCGCCAGACUCUUGGAGAAGAGUACACGGGCAUCUUGCAAGUGGACUCCAGUAGGAGAAAGCUACCAAGUCUACUUCAACGAAUUAAUAUGGUGAUGCUGCAGUGCUUUGGGCCAGAGAUCAUCAGGAGAUUGCUGUCAAGAUUUGAGAACUUAGUCAAAUCAGGAAGUCUCUCAACGUAUCUACGACCAGAGCUCAAGGACUUUUUGUUGAAGCAAAUACCAGUUCUGAGAUAUUCGGUCACCAUACUGCACCGCAUUCACCUAGCCACAUUUUAUUUCAGUGGGACCUUUUACCACAUAUCCAAGAGGAUUACUGGAAUAAAUUAUGUGUUGACCCGUGAAUGGUUUGGCGACAGCUCUGCAAAAAAGUCCUUCAAGCUUCUGGGGAUAGUCCUGCUCACGCACAUCUUUUUGACGCUGGCAUAUUCAUCUUACACACAUUUUCUUGUCAAAUCUCCACCAGAAAGUACACAGCCAUCAAAGAAAUACUACAUAGAACACACAAAGCAGUGUUCACUCUGCCUGGAUGAGAGACAGCAUUCUUCCAUCACUCCUUGCGGGCACUUGUUUUGCUGGCAGUGCAUUCAGGAAUGUUUACAAAGUAGUCAGCAGUGUCCCCUAUGCAGACACCCAGCACUUCCUUCCCAAGUUGUUCCACUUCUAAACUAUGAUUAA
Molecule: messenger RNA, 1036 nt
Organism: Eriocheir sinensis (Chinese mitten crab)
Lineage: Eukaryota; Metazoa; Arthropoda; Malacostraca; Decapoda; Varunidae
Gene: Pex10
Product: peroxisome biogenesis factor 10-like
Exons: 6
Coding region: 167-1036 (289 amino acids)
Biological process (GO): protein import into peroxisome matrix
Cellular component (GO): peroxisomal membrane
Molecular function (GO): zinc ion binding
Source: RefSeq, a predicted model, not a curated record